Messenger RNA from Arabidopsis thaliana (thale cress), 641 nucleotides. It is a transcript of the gene BNS, whose product is annotated as bonsai. Bases 92 to 268 code for a protein of 58 amino acids. Gene Ontology annotation, biological process: protein ubiquitination. The transcript is spliced from 4 exons. Gene Ontology annotation, cellular component: anaphase-promoting complex; nucleus. The record is from RefSeq and is marked reviewed. Lineage: Eukaryota; Viridiplantae; Streptophyta; Magnoliopsida; Brassicales; Brassicaceae.
UAAGCUAGAGGUUUUUAGUUCUCUGUGUGGAGUACGGCUGCAUUGUUUCUACCAGUAAUUUGUGGGAUUUCCAAGCUCCAGUUUUUCGAAUAUGGCGGAAGUAAGUCUUGGUAUGCUUAUAGACAUUGUGGACGAAGAGUGGAUGAGGGACACUUUGCCUGAUGAUGAUCUUCCAUUGCCUCCAGUGCUUGCUGUUAAAACUGAUGAUACUGAAGAAACCAGUAUGGCUCUUUGUUUUUUUCUUUGCUUUGCUUUACAGUUUACAUAGCUUUAUGAUUCUUAAGGUCUAAAUUCUUUGGAAUAUAGUCUUUUCUUAAAACUGCUAGCUGUGAAUCCACACUGGUGAUGCAUUUCUGAUCCAAGAUGUUAAACACCCAUAUUGAGACCUUGAAAUGUCAUAAGGAAAGUAAUGGAGACACAUACGUCACUUUUUGUGAAACUCAGCAAGCAGAUGCUGAAACUUGGCGUGAUCUAGCUCUUGAUACACAGUAAUAGCCUCUUAAGUACAAUGGAAAAUUCUUACAAGUCUUGUUUCUCGUUGUGUAUGAUCAAAACCAAAACUGUUCCUGGCUUUGUAUUUUUUUUUGGUAGAAGAGGGGGGCGAACCCCCAUUUUUAUUAAAACUGAAAAACUAAAAAAAA